CGAUUAUUUGGGGGUGUGUGGUGAGCAUCUGUGAAGCACAGAACUGCUUUUGACUUGGAUGACUUGGAGUCGUUCAUGCUGUUACUUUAGGGACAGAAAGGGAUUUCGCUUGAUAUUCACCAUCACUAAUCCUUCAAUACUUCUAACUUGCACAUUUGGUCAACUAGAUGUUAAAAAAUACCUUCAAAUUGCUGUCUUAGACAUUACAUAUUUUGAGGAAAACCAGCUUGUGGAUGAAGAUUUUCCAGAAGAAUCUGCCUUGCAAAAACUUAAAGAACUUAUUUCCAUUCUUUCAGAACCAGAAGACCUAGUGAGGGAAUGCAGCAUAAAAGAACCCAUCGACCUUCUUGGUGCAGAGUUGUUAGAAUGUCUCUACUGGAGAAAAGGAGCCCUGCUUUACAUGUAUUGCCACACAGCAAAAGAAAGGGGUGAAUGGCUACAAGAAAAUGUUGCCACAUUUAAAAAGUGUCUUAAUGAUGGAGUUCAGUACUUGAUGAAGAUGCUUAGCGUUAGAUGCCCUCUUCAGCUAGAUGAAGAUAUCUCACUUCAAGAUAAAGACACAGCUAGAUUACUCAGUGAAGGUAUAUUUAGUGACACUCACUUACUGGCAAUGAUGUACAGUGGAGAAAUGUGCUACUGGAGACUGAAACACUGUGGAGCAGUGGAAGGGAAGCAGGAAAGCCUUGAGUCAAUGGACCCUGUGUCUGGCAGUGACCUGGACAGCAGAUCCCAGAGCAUAUCGCUGGAUUUCCAAGAAACAGGGAGAAACAUGUUAACAAAGUAUGUGGCUGUAUGUGAGGGACCCUUAAAAGGUCAAGGGUGGAACACGGCAACUGCAAAACAAAUGCUGCAUUGCUUUGUGAAAUCCCACAGCUAAGAUCCACUGCGCUGUCUGUGCUAGAAGAAAACCUGUGGCAUAAGAGCACAGUCUUCGUCACUGCCUUAUUUUCUUUUUCUUCCUUCCAACUGAAAUGUAUACUUGUGUUGCAUUAAAGCCACGCAUUCCCCGGA
This is a messenger RNA of Lonchura striata (white-rumped munia), 1011 nucleotides long. Lineage: Eukaryota; Metazoa; Chordata; Aves; Passeriformes; Estrildidae. The record is from RefSeq and is a predicted model, not a curated record.